GAAAGACAGUUGUGCCCCGCCCUUUGACUCACCCAUAUACAGUGGCUGAGAUGUAUUUUUUCAGUUUCUUUUUUGUUCAUAAGGCGAUUAAUUGACUCCACUGUCUUUGCAGUUGUCUAAGAGCGUGCUGUUUGCAAAACGUACUUUUUGGGUUCGGAACUUUGCUGUAAACGAGACAGAUUUUAAAGAGCUAGAAGGCUAGUUAGCAUUCCUCAGACGUACGAUCCGAAUACAUUCGUUAGCUUUGUAGUAGGCUAGCAUAUCAUAACGUUAUGGCUUGACGUUUUACGAGAAAGUGGUUGUUUCACGACAGCUGGGCAAAGCCUCUAAAAAAUGCCACUUUAUUUUCGAUAAGGCAGUAUAUACCAAGACGAUGGCAUAUGUAUAACACUUAAAUAUUCGGAGGUUUGGCUUUUACACAGCUGUCUGGCGACUUAGUUAGACUAGCUAAAUUGACAUUAGCAUGGCGUCAGAUACGAGUGACACCGAAGAGUUCUACGAUGCUGCAGAAGACGUUAAUUUUUCUCCAUCUCCAAAAGUGUCACCUGUAAAGUUUGUCAUUCCUUCACCUCAGAUUGCAAGCAGUUCAUUAAAUGACGUGCACGAUGUGACAUGUGCUGCUUCUGAGACUCAGCAAGAUGAUUCCCUACAGAUCAUUGAUAGCAUCAUCGAGGAGAGUCAAAAGGAGAGUGUAGGUGAGGUGGCUCAGCUGUUAGAUCAACUACAUGUUGAUGCAAGACCAGAGCCAGAGCCUAAGGAAGAGAGCAAUGAUGAGGAAGUUCCUGUGGAGCAAAUGGCACCAGUUGUUGGACCUGGACUUGUUGCGAGGUCAGAGGAAGAACAGAGGAGUAUAGCAACAAAUGGAGAAUGCACUUUACCUGCUCAUGAACCCUCAGAUCUCCCAGGGCCAUCAGGUGGGUCUCAAGAAUACAUGCAGCCUCCGGACAUCACCAGCACCAUAGGACAAAGACCUCCUAAUGGGGCUGGUGUGGCAGCAGAAGGUGAUCAGGAACAGAAACCUGCAGAUAUCUUAGACCAGGUUCCUUUGACAGAUAGGCCUGCUGUCUCGGACUCCCCUGGGCCUAUGAAACCCCCACGGCAAUUUACAGUGGAACCAGAUAUUGUAGCCAGCACAAAGAAGCCUCCCUCACGUCCGCCUCCUCCCAGUGGGGGUCCUCCACCAAGACCUCCUCCACCAUCUUGGCAUACCUUACCAUCCAGGAAAUCACAGGACUGUUUGAGGCCAAGUGGACUGGAAGUAUCUGCAGUAGGUGCAGUCAGCUGUGAUUCUCUGGAGCCUUCUGGCCUGGUGUCUCCUUGCAGCACUGUUAGAAAUCUAACUAAAGAGCUACAGCAUUCCCUGGACCUGGCCAGUGCCACCAGUGGGGACAAAGUGGUGACAGCACAGGAAAAUGAAGAUGAACAGGCCUGCCCUGAGAGUGGAGGACAAACUCCAGGUCCUCAUCGUCCACGAUCCAACUCUGGUAGAGAAUUAACAGACGAAGAAAUCUUGGCUAGUGUGAUGAUUAAGAAUUUAGACACUGGGGAAGAGAUUCCUCUCAUUCAGGCAGAAGAGAAACUUCCUGCUGGAAUCAACCCCCUCACUCUGCACAUCAUGAGGAGGACCAAGGAGUACAUUACGAACGAUGCAGCCCAGUCAGAUGACGAUGAUAAGUCUCAGGCUCCACUGACAGACACAGAUGGAGGAAAACUGAAGCAAAAAACAACUCGGUUAAAAAAAUUCCUGGACAAGUCUGUAAAGAAGGCCAAGCAUCUUGCUGAGGAGUAUGGUGAGAAGGCAGUCAAUAAAGUGAAAAGCGUGCGUGAUGAAGUGUUCCACACAGAUCAGGAUGAUCCUUCAUCAAGUGAUGAUGAGGGCAUGCCUUACACCAGACCUGCCAAGUUCAAGGCAGCUCAUAGCUUCAAGGGUCCCUUUGACUUUGAUCAGAUUAAGGUUGUGCAAGAUCUGAGUGGAGAGCACAUGGGUGCAGUUUGGACUAUGAAGUUCUCUCAUUGCGGGAGGCUGCUGGCAACUGCAGGCCAAGACAAUAUUGUUCGCAUCUGGGUCCUAAAGACUGCCUUUGACUACUUCAAUAAUAUGAGAUUAAAGUACAACACUGAGGGUCGAGUUUCACCUUCACCAUCUCAGGAAAGUUUAUGUUCUUCGAAAUCUGACACUGAUCCUGGGACAAGUUGUGUUCCGGAGGACCCAGAUACCGAAGACAGAAAUGCCCCUUUCCGUCAAGUCCCCUUCUGCAAAUACAAGGGUCACACAGCUGAUCUGUUGGACUUGUCCUGGUCGAAGAACUUUUUCCUGCUUUCAUCUUCCAUGGAUAAAACAGUUAGAUUAUGGCACAUAUCCAGGAGAGAGUGCCUCUGCUGCUUUCAGCACAUUGAUUUUGUCACAGCCAUUGCUUUCCACCCCAGAGAUGAUAGAUACUUUUUAAGUGGCUCUCUGGAUGGGAAACUUCGUCUUUGGAACAUUCCAGACAAGAAAGUGGCGCUGUGGAAUGAGGUGGACGGUCAAACUCGACUCAUCACUGCUGCCAACUUCUGCCAAAACGGGAAGUAUGCAGUCAUUGGCACCUAUGAUGGCCGUUGCAUCUUCUAUGACACAGAGCGCCUGAAAUACCACACUCAAAUUCAUGUGAGGUCUACCAGAGGAAGGAACAAAGUUGGACGCAAAAUCACUGGUAUUGAACCUCUGCCUGGGGAGAAUAAGAUCUUGGUGACCUCAAAUGAUUCCCGCAUUCGCCUUUACGACCUGAGGGACUUGUCUCUGUCCAUGAAAUACAAGGGUUAUGUUAACAGCAGCAGCCAGAUUAAGGCCAGCUUCAGCCAUGAUUACUCCUUCAUAGUUAGUGGCUCAGAGGAUAAAUACGUGUACAUCUGGAGCACUUACCACGACCUGAGCAAAUUCACAUCUGUACGGCGUGACCGCAAUGAUUUCUGGGAAGGGAUUAAAGCACAUAAUGCAGUGGUCACCUCAGCCAUAUUUGCGCCCCACCCAGGCCUUAUUGUUCCACAAGAAACCGGAACAGAAAAACCAGAAGCAGACCGUAAGAGCCUAGACUCCACAGAGUCUGAGACGAUACCAUCAGGAGCCCUAAAAACAGACCACACGGAGGUUCUCCUUUCUGCUGACUUUACUGGAGCCAUCAAAGUUUUCAUCAACGUCAAAAAGUACUGAUCGACUCAGACGUCCCCAACUCUUCCCAGGCCUGUCAGAGAUUAGUCAUGAAGAUGGAUGACGACCUGUCAGGAGUCUUUGUUAGAUUAUCCCUAAACACCUAAUGGUUAUGUCUAUGAGACAGACAUAACCACAUAAGGGAACAGAUGUGAGAAAAAGGACUGUAAAAUGGACAAGGUUCAGUUCCUCGUCCCAUUUUUAUUUUUUAAACUUUCAUACCAGGUAACAGGUAACUGUGAAUGGUUUGGCAUUUAGAGAUGCAGAGAUGCCAAAUAAGUGGUUUGAGCAGUUAUUCUGUUCAGAUGUGUGUAACUUCAUAGCUGUAUGGUCAAGAUUGAACAUACAGUUUGGGCACCUUACAUGUUUCUUUGGUUCUCAUUUCAGAAAAAUCAGUUUUUCCCAUUAGAAACAAGACACUGUGUAUUAAGUUCUGAUGUCUUUUAAAAUAUGUAACCAUUUGUGUCUGUAUCAGGGUGAGCUGAAAUUUAAUUUACAAAUUACUUUAGCCUCAAAUGUACUUUUUUUCCUCAAUCCAUCUUCUUUAGCCUUCUUCUAAAUAAUACCAAACAUUUCAACAGCAAAACCACAAUACAGAUCAGUGUGUACUCACUUAUUAUGGCUGGGUGUCUUAAUUUUGCCAGAAAUAAUACUGGCUUACAAGUACUUUUGAUAAAUUUUUGUUUAACUAAAGCACAUUUCAUUACAAUAGUACUGUAAAUCUGUGUAAUGUUGCACACUUACUGCUUUUGUAAAAUAAAGACAAUGCUUUAUUCCUUUCCUCAAUAAAAGUGUUCUUAAGCCACA
Messenger RNA from Melanotaenia boesemani (Boeseman's rainbowfish), 3994 nucleotides. It is a transcript of the gene wdr44, whose product is annotated as WD repeat domain 44. Bases 464 to 3190 code for a protein of 908 amino acids. Lineage: Eukaryota; Metazoa; Chordata; Actinopteri; Atheriniformes; Melanotaeniidae. The record is from RefSeq and is a predicted model, not a curated record. The transcript has 20 exons. Gene Ontology annotation, molecular function: protein binding.